GGUAAUACCAAAAAAAAACUCACAGACCUGUCAACAAAACAAAGACAAAUUAAAAUGUCACUUGUUCUCGGUUCACGUUCAUCUCGUUUUAUCAAAUGAUUUUGUGUGAAACCUGCUAAAACUCGCUUUAUUAUUUGCAUGUGCCCUAAUUAUUGAGUGUCGCUACCGAAAAUACCGUUAGCCGUGUCAAGGGGGCGCCAGCUAGCGUUAAAACCGGAUCCCUGCACGUCUAUGUGCACGUAAACUUUCACGGGUCGUCCCAAUCGCAACCAAGCUGGCUCGUCGACAAUGAUGGACUCGGACCCGUCGGGCGCGGACUUCUGCCGCUUCUGCCGCUCCGAGGCGACGUCGGACCGGCCGCUGUUCCACCCCUGCAUCUGCACCGGCUCCAUCAAAUGGAUCCACCAGGAGUGUCUGGUGCAGUGGAUGCGCUACUCGCGCAAGGAGUUCUGCGAGCUGUGCGGGCACCGGUUCUCCUUCAUGCCGAUCUACUCGCCGGACAUGCCGCGGCGGCUGCCGCUGCGCGACGUGGCGGGCGGGCUGGUGGCCAGCGUGGCGGCGGCGGUGAAGGACUGGCUGCACUACACGCUGGUGGCGCUGGCCUGGCUCGGCGUGGUGCCGCUCACCGCGUGCCGCACCUACCGCAGCCUGUUCUCCGGCUCGCUCGACCCCGUCAUCUCCCUGCCCUUCGACAUCAUCUCGGCUGAGAACCUGGCCAAGGAUGUGUUUUCCGGUUGCUUUGUUGUGACGUGCACACUGUUUUCGUUUAUCGGGCUGGUGUGGCUGCGCGAGCAGAUUAUGCACGGCGGCGGCCCCGACUGGCUGGAGCGGGACGCCUUCCCGGCCCCCGCCCAGGAGGAGGUGGCAAAUGCCGCAGACAACAACAACGAGAGGGUUGCGGAGGGCGCGGCGGACGACGCGGCGCCGCGGGAGGAGGGCGCGGGGGAGGGGGGCGACGACCCGCUCAUAGGGGAUGAGGCCAACUGGAACCCCAUGGAGUGGGACCGCGCGGCGGCAGAGGAGCUGACCUGGGCGCGGCUGCUCGGCCUCGAUGGCUCAAUGGUCUUCCUUGAGCAUGUGUUCUGGGUUGUCUCACUUAACACCCUGUUCAUUGUUGUGUUUGCCUUCUGUCCAUACCACAUUGGAAGGCUGGGGGCUGCCAUGGGUGGAUUGUCAGCUGAGGGGCCAUUUGCGGGUCCCCUGACAGCUCUGGCUGGGUAUGCCCUGGUUGGAGCUUGCCUUGCCUUGCUACAUGGAGGGGCUGCUCUGUUGCGGCUCAGAUCAGCCAAGAGGGUGCUUGGCCUGUGCUACGUAGUAGUCAAAGUGGCACUGCUGUCUGUAGUUGAAAUCGGAGUCCUGCCGCUAGUCUGCGGGUGGUGGCUGGACCUCUGCUCACUAUCCAUGUUCGACGCGACCCUCAAGGACCGCGAGGCGAGCCUGCAGGCCGCGCCCUGGACGCUCAUGUUCAUCCACUGGCUGGUGGGCAUGGUCUACGUCUACUACUUUGCCUCCUUCAUCUUGUUGUUGAGGGAAGUGCUCCGGCCAGGAGUGCUGUGGUUCCUAAAGAACCUGAAUGACCCGGAUUUCAGUCCUGUGCAGGAAAUGAUCCACCUAUCCGUCUGGUCGCACAUCCACCGCCUCAUAGCGUCGGCAGUGAUCUUCGGCACCGCGGUUCUGUUCAUGCUGUGGCUGCCCAUCCGCGUCAUCAAGUCUGUCCUGCCCGGGUUCCUGCCGUACGCCGUGGCGGUGCAUACGGAGGCUCCCGUCAGCGAGCUUAGUCUUGAGCUGUUGCUGUUACAGGUGAUCCUCCCAGCCCUGCUCGAACAGUCCCACACCCGCACAUGGCUCAAGGCGGCCCUCCGAGCGUGGUGCGGCGCCGCGGCGGCCGCGCUGGGCCUCCGCUCCUACCUGCUGGGGGAGAGAGCUAGAGCCGAGACCCAGCCGCCGCGCGCGCAGCCCGCGCCGCUCGCGCAGCAACACCAGGCUCUAAUGUGGCGCGACGGCCCCGCCGGCUACGAGCCCUACACUCGCGCCUCCUGGUUCUACCUCCGCGUGGCUCUACUGCUGGUCCUAGUGGCGAUAUCCCUGGUUCUAGCCAGUGCUCUGACGCUACUGGUGCCGGUGGCGAUAGGGCGCCGGCUGAUGGCGCUGUGGCUGCCCAAGUCUACAGGGCAGGUGCACGAGUUGUAUACGGCUGCGUGUGGUAUGUACGUAUGCUGGGCGAUAGGUCGCGGCGGCGCCCUAGCCGCCGGCUGGGCGCGCGGCGGGCGGCGCCAGCUGUUCCGGCGGCUGGCGCAGUGGGCGCGCCUGGCCCUGCGCGCCGCCGCCGCCGCCGCCGCGCUGCUGGGGGUGGUGCCGCUGCUGUUUGGACUGUUAUUGGAGCUUGUGCUAGUGAUCCCGCUACGAGUACCUCUAGAGCAGUCUCCAGUCCUCUUCGUCUGGCAGGACUGGGCGCUGGGCGUGCUCUACACGAAGAUAGUCUGUGCGCUGACCAUGAUGGGCCCUGAUUGGAGGAUGAGGAGGGCCAUAGAGAAGGUGUAUAGGGACGGGAUACGCGAUAUUGAUCUCAAAUUCAUAAUAAGCUCUGUAGCGGCGCCAGUCAUCCGCUGGCUAGGCCUGGCCCUAUGCGUGCCCUACGCCCUCGCCCACACACUGGGGCCGCUUCUGCUGGCCACGCCGGCGCAGCGCACGCUGCUGGCGCGCCGCCUGCACCCCGCGCUGCUGCUGCUGGGGCUGGCUGCUGCGCUGCUGGCUCUGCAGAUACGCCAGUUCAAGAAGUUGUACGAACACAUAAAGAACGACAAGUAUCUCGUCGGCCAAAGAUUAGUGAACUACGACCAUCGGCGGCCCAAGCCCGCGCCCGUCGCCGCGGCGCCCGCCAACAACUAACUACUCUGUGACUGUGAAUGAUGAGAAAAAAUUAAAUUAAAAAUAAGACUGCCGAGUCUAUGAGAUUCCCCGAUCUAUGGCCCGGUUGGCGACAACUAGCGCCAUCUAGUAGCGGGUGUGAGUUAGUAAACGCCAUCUAGCGGUGUGCGAAUGUGAUGGGUUGACGUUUUGUUUAGGGAAUGUGUGAUGAAAUGACCGGGAAACAUAGUUUCAUUUUAUUCAUUUAUAAUGUGUAGGUAUUUAUUUAUAAGUUGAAAUUGAAUAUAAUUGUUUUGGUGGUAUGGAAUUUGUUAUUGUUGUCAUGAGAAACUAUUUACAUAUAGAUAUACCUAUGUGAUGUAAUAUUGCAAUAAAAAAGUUUGUUUUGACUUAAUAAUCUUACGUUGAGUUUUGUGAAAGAAAACGGAAAUAUUCCCUCACGGAUUUUUUACUGUGGUCUAAAAUUUUCAUAAAACAAUAGUCAGAAAAUGUUGCUAGGAUUUCUGUAUUUUUUCCGCUUCAUAAAAGUAGCAGUUAUAACUGUAUGUCAAAGAAAUCCAUGUCAACCCUA
Molecule: messenger RNA, 3439 nt
Organism: Plutella xylostella (diamondback moth)
Lineage: Eukaryota; Metazoa; Arthropoda; Insecta; Lepidoptera; Plutellidae
Source: RefSeq, a predicted model, not a curated record